AUGACGAAUAUCGGCCCUUUAACGACGACCUUCACACCACCAGCCAGUUGUACCACCAACACCCCCCAAAUAUAUCAGGUCUGGAAGGGGACCGCAUCCGAAUACAUCCACGGUCCUCUCUACACACCUGAUUCGAAUUGCUUUCCUGAUGGUUACGUUGCGAACCCGUCCUACUACUACAACCCCGGCUCUUGUCCCAAGGGAUACACGACAGCACCAUGUUCGCGCUCUGGGCUUCCUGUGACAGACACAGAGGCAGCGGGUAAGACUCAAACGGCAGUUGUGUGCUGUCCGAGCGGAGCUGCCCUCACCUUUACCUGCGCCGACGACACCGCUCAGGCACUAGCAUGUACCACAUCCUUCCCCAAGGGAGCCGAGGUUCUGAUGGGUGUGACUGUCGUAUCCGAUGGAACCAUCGGACCUCACACCACCGUAUCCGAGCGACGAGGCGGUAUUGGCGCCUAUGGCAUCCAGGUCGUCCUUGGAGCAAUGUCAGACGGGGGGCACAUCCAACCCUCAGAGCAGGAUAACUCCGGCAUGAUGGCAACCGCUACCUCCUUACCGACGACACCUCAACCAACAAUCACCGACGACCCAUUAGCAACGACGACGAGCAGUAGUAGCGGCGGCGGCGGCGGCGUAAGUACCGGCGCGGCCAUUGGUAUCGGCGUUGGAUCCGCAGCCGUCGCCCUCCUCGCUGCCGGCUCCGUGGGCUUCCUCUUCUUUAAACGCUGGUGGCGGAAAAAGCGACUACUACGGCGUAGAAGAACCAUUGAAAACAUUGGAACCCUCAGCAACAGCAAAGGUGAUGGUGAUGGUGGUGGUGGUGAUGGUGUCGCUGAUCUCGUCAGCAUCAUCAGCAACCCCCCGCCCGUGCCGCCCAAGGACCUGCAACCGCACUACGAGCUGUCGGGAGAGGCCUCGUCCAUCGUGGCGGCGUCGGAGUGUGGUCAUCAGCCAUCGAGACACAUGAGCAGGUUCUCCAUGUUCAAAUGCGGUACGCCUACAACGCCGCCACCUGGACACCCUGCCGAGGCGGAACAAGCUCAUUUGUCACCGGUCUGGCCGCCGAGUGCGAGUCACCAGAGUCGGAGUGGCAGUCCGAGUCAUGCCUACAGCCGACCCGUCGAACACCCCGGGCACCAAUUUGCCGAAUUGGAAGCGGAGGUGCCAAUUGAGGCGGCGAGUUCGGACAUGCCGUCAUCGGCGGAACCGUCGUUGACGACACCGAGUAAAUGGUAG
Messenger RNA from Neurospora tetrasperma FGSC 2508, 1242 nucleotides. RefSeq lists its product as uncharacterized. Lineage: Eukaryota; Fungi; Ascomycota; Sordariomycetes; Sordariales; Sordariaceae. Bases 1 to 1242 code for a protein of 413 amino acids. The record is from RefSeq and is a predicted model, not a curated record. The transcript is spliced from 2 exons.